CAGAGCACAUAUGUCUGCUUCUGCAGCUUACCAUGGCAACAAGCUCAGCUAAAUACUUAAGGAAACAUUCCUCCAAAAUUUUAACAAUUAGAUACACAGUUCUCUUGUUGCUGGUUGCGAGUUGUGCAUCAGGAGCUAUUGGAAACCAAAUUGUCCAAGAAGAUCAUUUAGGCAUGCACAAUCAUGAACAUAAUGCAAAUGCCUUCCUUCGCUCAGAGGACAAUGAUGAAAUACAGAAACUCAGUCCAUCUGAGCAGCGAAAGAGACUGGUGGAGAUCGUAAAGAAGAUUGACACAGACUCUGACAAACAUCUGACUCCAGAGGAAAUAACGUUAUGGAUACAGAAGGUGUAUAGGAGAUAUGCACUGGAUGAUGCUGAGGAACGUUUCCCUGAGUUUGACUUAAACAACGAUGGGCUUGUGUCCUGGGAUGAAUACAACAUGGUAAUGCAUGGUCAUACUGUGGAAGUGGAUGAAGAUGCUGCUCUUAAGGAUCCAGAGGAAGAGUCUCUCAGAUUUCUUCAUAGAAAGGAAAAAAGACGUUUUGACUUUGCUGAUAUGAAUGGCUCAGCUGGCCUGAACUUAAUAGAGUUUCUUGCAUUUACUCAUCCAUCUGAGGUGGACCACAUGGCUGAUUUUGCCAUUGAAGAUGUGCUUAGCGAAUAUGACUUGGAUAAAGAUGGAUUCAUUAGCUUGAGUGAAUUUAUUGGAGAUCUCAGAGCAAAUGAGCAGGAUGAGCCCUCGCAGUGGGAGGUGGAGGAAACAGUGCGCUUUAAGGAUCUGUAUGACCAGGAUAGGGAUGGCAAACUGAACAGAGAUGAACAGGUCCGCUGGGUUGCUCCAAACAGCUAUGGUUCUGCACGAGAAGAGGCUAUUCAUCUUAUCAAGGAAAUGGAUCAAGAUGGUGAUGAAAGGCUCUCACAAGCAGAGAUUUUAAAAAACCAAGACAUUUUCAUGAACAGUGAAGUGACAGAUUACGGGAGACAGCUCCAUGUGCCACAUGAUGAACUGUAAUAAUUGGAACUUUAAUAAAUAGAAACUUUUAUAAUUAAUUCCUGUGGUGACACAAAGAAAGACUACUUGAUUAUACACACUAAGUUUUAUCAGGUAACAUUUUCACUGUUGAUGCAUUUUCUGAUACUUACUGCUGUUAAUAUAUCUGUGUAAAACUAAACCACUUUAAAAUGUAGGGACAGCAAUAGACUUGAACUUUUUGAGAUUGUCUUUUGUUUUACAUAAACGGCAUAAUACACUUCUUUUUUCACUUUCAUUUACUGUACAAUGGCUCAGAGUUAAAAAAUAUUCAAAUCUUUAUGACUGAUUUAACUGCCACCAAACAGCUUGUAUUUUAAGGUAUGAAAAAAUAAUUGAACUUUGCUUUAAGGGCUGCUUCGAUUUUUAAUUUCUGUGUUCAAAAUGUCUUAUAAACCUAAAGGAAAAACUAUAUUUUCCAAAAGCCUGUUUUGGUUUCAAUUUGGUUUCUAUUAGCUCCUGUUUCAGAUGUCUUCCUAUCUAGUAUUCGAAUUGCAUCAAAACACAAGCCUAUUGUCUGUCGAGCAGGCUGUCUGUGGUAACUGACAUCAUAAGAGAGAGCUUCCUUAUCUGAAUCAACCCAGAAUACCACAAGAGUACUCUGCAACUUCUGGUUUCCUGCAUACAGCAUUGUCUUUUUCCUUUAAUUUCUCUUAAUUUUGCUUCAUAGUACCUUUUAUGUACCUCAGUCUCGUCUUCGGUUGUAAACAGUUUUCAGAAUGACACCAUUACAGUUCAAAGAUGUUUUUUGGGUAAGUGGACGGGUUUAACACAUUUGACUGUUUAGAUUGUAUUGAUAUUAGUUCUUUGUUAAGGCUGGCAUGCCUGAUGCUUAUAACGUUUCAUAUGUUGAUUAACAUGCAGUAUCUCUCAGUCAGUCACCUUGUGUUUUCAUGGCGCAGAAGAAUUUAACAAGGACCACACAUUUUUUUGUGCACUGCAAUUUUCCAUCAUUUGUUUUCAAAGGGUUAAUUCACCUGAAAUUGAAAAAUUGUAUUUCCUCACCCAUAUGUUGACUUUCUUCCAUGGAACACAAAAAGAGAUUUUAGGCAGAAUGACAGCCUCAAAGAUGCAAUGAGAGUAAAUAGUGGCUGAGGCUAACAUUCCACCUAAUAUCUUUUUUUAAUUUUAUAUUCCACAGAAGAAAAGAAGUCAUACAAAAUGGGGGGACUAUCCCUCUAAGGGUCUUAUAUCUUAAACGGCAUAUAGUAAGAUCAAUUAAGCUAUAAUCUGCUGUUGUUGUUUUGUGUAAGUGCUGUGCUUUUAUACGUAGGUUUAGUUUUAUACUGACAGUAAGGGAUUUAUAUUUUUGAGACACAAACAUGAUUAAAUGAUAUAUUAAAUGUCUUAAGUGUUUUGUCUAGAUCUUUCUUGUAUAGGUUUUCACUCGAGUAGGGGGUUUGAUGUGUAUAUAUAAUGUACUGUGUUAUUAUGUUGUGUCAUGGAGGAUAUCUAUGG
Molecule: messenger RNA, 2489 nt
Organism: Xyrauchen texanus (razorback sucker)
Lineage: Eukaryota; Metazoa; Chordata; Actinopteri; Cypriniformes; Catostomidae
Gene: rcn2
Product: reticulocalbin 2
Exons: 8
Coding region: 33-1013 (326 amino acids)
Cellular component (GO): endoplasmic reticulum
Molecular function (GO): calcium ion binding
Source: RefSeq, a predicted model, not a curated record